CUCUAUAUGCGGUGCAACCGAGAACACACAUGCCACCCCAUCAGCCAGCAAACAGACCAACUUCUGUUGAAGCCAGGCACGAGUUGAUGAAGAAAAAUAACCACCACCAUCCUGGCUUUCAUUUUAUGCCCGAGAAGAAACCGAUUCAACACAGGCCAGUCGACAGCAGGCCACACGAAAGCGGCCCUUUUCAGGGCCACCAGGUCAGACAAAUCAACAAAGACAACUACGAACAUAGCGGAAACGGCGCAUAUCAACAAAUGAUGCGUCGUCCUAUCUCCAUAGGUCGUCCUAGUGCUUCUCGUAUGACCCGUCCAGCCGGCCCCGUAUCGAACCAACAAAGGCCCUUCGACAUCAGACCUCACGAACGCGGCCCUUAUCAGGGCCAAAAGAAUAGGCAAAUUAACUACAACUAUGCCGCCUACAAACAGAAAGUAAAUGGUCUAUCUCCACGAAUAAUGCGUCGUCCUAUGACCAUGGGUCAUCCUUGUCAUAAUCAAGUGAGGCGUACAGCCGUUCCUGUACCGGACAGAAAAACUCUACUUCACCAGAGUCCAGCUUCCUCGAACUUCGAAGUAGACAGGGCUCUGAAGGAAAUGAUCAUUAUGAAAGCAAAACUUUCGCCUAUUGUUCCCAUUUCGGGGUUGGAUAUUAACAAAAAAGAAUUGAUCUUCCAUCAUCCUAAGUCAACGCUAUCAGAGAUGCCCCUUUCGAAAGGUUCCUCUACCCCGAGUUGUGACAACUACCACGCCAGGACCAAACACAUAGAUGUGAGGCACCAUUUUGUUCGUGACAGAGUACUUGGAGGGGCCAUUGAUGUUCGCUACAUACAGACGGAUGCGAUGGUUGCUGAUGCACUCACUAAAGUCACCUCACACCCUAAAUUGGUUUAUUGUUCUUCGAAGAUGGGGUUAUGUUUAAGGGAGGAUGUUGGAAAAAUAUUAAACACAACCUAA
Molecule: messenger RNA, 956 nt
Organism: Coccinella septempunctata (seven-spotted ladybird)
Lineage: Eukaryota; Metazoa; Arthropoda; Insecta; Coleoptera; Coccinellidae
Exons: 5
Coding region: 30-956 (308 amino acids)
Source: RefSeq, a predicted model, not a curated record